GAGCAGAUGAUGUAUGAACAGAUCAUCUAUGAGACCAAGGGCACCAUUGCGCUCAUCACUUUGAACCGUCCGGACAGGUUGAAUGCCUGGACGCCGCAGAUGAUGGAAGAGUUGGCCCACGCAAUUGAGACAGCCAACGAUGACAAAAGCGUUGGCUCCAUUGUGAUGACCGGCGCCGGUCGUGGCUUCUGCGCAGGCGCUGAUAUUGAGAGCACAUUCAAAACACGCAUUGAUGGCACUGACCCGGGCAACGACACUGCAGGUGGCUCCGGCGGCGUGCCCGCAACCGUUGACUGGAUCAAGCUCGUCCGUGAAUCCAAACCGCUGAUUGCAGCGGUGAAUGGUCCUGCAGUUGGCAUCGGUGUCACCAUGAUCCUGCCCUUCGAUGUGAUCGUUACGUCAGAUGCCGCAAAGUUCGGCUUGGUGUUUGUCAAAAUGGGCAUCGUGCCGGAGCUUGCCUCAAGUCACUUCCUCAUCUCGCGCAUGGGCUGGGGCAAGGCGAGUGAGAUGAUGCUCUCCGCGCGCCUUUACUCUGGACAGGAGGCGGCGGACCUUGGGCUGGCGGAGCAUUGUGUCUCGUCUAACGAGCUUUUGGACAAAGCCAUUGCCAUUGGCGAGCAGAUCGCGACCAAUCCGGACAUCCAACUCCGCAUGACCAAGAAACUGCUGACUGAAAACGCGGUAGAGGUCGAGCGGGGCCGCAUGCGUCUGACGCUCAACCGUCCUGAAAAACGAAAUGCUCUUUCGUACGAAGUGCAGCGCCUACUCAGCGAAGCGCUUUGGGAUGCGGAUAAUGACCGGAACGUGCAUUCCGUCAUUCUGCGGGGAGCCGGGCAGGAUUUUUGUGCGGGCUAUGACCUGGCAGGCGCCGCCCCACGCGAUCGGGAUCGCAAUCUCCGAGGCGCAUCCAGCAUUGAUGAUGAUAUCUGGCAGCUGGAGCGGCAGCAGCGGUUUCGCAUGGCGAUUUUUGACAUGCACAAGCCUGUCAUUGCGCAGCUCCACGGGCGCUGCCUUGCUGGGGGCACCGAUAUCGCGUUUUUGAGUGACAUGGUGAUUGCCGCCGAUGACGCUGUGAUCGCUUUUCCCCCAGCGCGCGAUCUGGGCUCCCUGCCUAACCAGAUGUGGCUCUACCAUUGCGGUCCGCAAUGGGCGAAGCGCCUGCUGCUCACCGGGGACAGCAUCACAGGCAAAGAAGCACAAGAGAUCGGGCUUGUUAUGAAGUCGGUGCCUGCGGACAUGCUGGAAGCCGAAGUGGAAGGCCUUGCAGACCGGCUCGCGAUGAUCGAUCCGGAUCUGCUGACCACUCAGAAACGCGUGGUCAAUUUGGGCUUGGAACUGAUGGGGGCGAGAACCCUUCAACGGCUCGCCUGCGAAAAUGAUGCCCGCGGUCAUCGCGCCAAAGCCGCCGAUACGUUCAGACAGAAUGCCGCGGAGAAGGGCCUGAAAGAAGCCUUCAGGGAGCGUGACGGAAAAUUCGGCGACGGGCGGGUUCGGGUGAACGGUCCCGAAAUACGCGAUGCAGAUGGCAAUUUGGUGGAGGAAAAGUCAGCCUUUAAGGAAACUUAUGCAGGGGCAUUGGAUACGAUCGUGGUUGAAGGGCAGUACCUGAAACCAAAAGACGUGGACUCAGACACCGUCCUCAUCUUCAUGCAUCCCACCGGCACCAUGAACCUGUUGCCCAUGCCGAACGCUUUGGCAGCUGCUGGUGUUCACUGUCUCUGUUGUGGGAGCCGCUAUCCCCACAAUGACACGGCGCUCAUCAUGGAAAAGGUCAUCCUCGAUCUUGGGCAGUACAUCAAAUACGCCAAGGAGAAGCUGGGCUUCAAAAAAGUGAUCCUGGCCGGAUGGUCCGGUGGGGGAUCGCUUUCCAUGUUUUACCAGUCACAGGCUGAGAAGCCGACCAUCACCGCGACGCCUGCAGGCGACGCAGUAGAUGUCGUCGGCGCAGAGUUGAUCCCAGCGGACGCAGUACUUCAGCUUGCCGCCCAUGUAAGCCGGGCAAUCAUUCUAACCGAGUGGCUUGAUGCCUCAAUCAUCGACGAAAGUGAUCUUUCGAAGCGGGACGUCGACCUCAAUCUCUACGAUUCCGACAAUCCGAACCAACCGACCUAUUCUGAUACUUAUGUAGGGUGGUACCGGGCUGCGCAGGUGGCACGCUCAAAACGGAUCGACGACUUCGUCUGGAACAAACUGGACGAACUGAAAAAGGCAGGGCUUCCCAACGAAGAGUUUGGCUUUGUGGUUCAUGGCACCAUGGCGGACCCGCGUUGGCUGGACCUGAACGUUGAUCCGAAUGACCGCAAGGGCCCGAACUGGUGUUUUAUGGGUGACCCGAAGACGGUCAACAUGAUGCCGGCAGGGCUUGCCCGUUUCUGUUCUCUACGUGCCUGGCUCUCCCAAUGGUCCAUCGAACACUCCCGUGCUAAGGGACCUGAAUGCGCCGGUGACGUUUCGGUGCCCAUUCUUGUGAUUGAAAACAGCGCAGAUGAUGGAUGUACCCCAAGCCAUGCAAAGCGGCUGUUAGCCUGUGUACAGCAUGACGACAAAGAGUUUCAUGUGAUUGACGGCGCGACCCACUAUUAUAUUGGCCAGCCGGACAAGAUGAUGGUCGCAGUCGGUGCGCAAUCCUAUAUUGAGUGGAAGUCGAGCGAGGGUCUGCCGCCGCUCCACUUCGCCCACGCCAAUGGGUUUAACGGCCUGACGUACCGUAAUCUUCUGUCGCCGCUCGCUGACCGCUUCCACAUACGCGCCUGGGAUGCGCGCGGUCAUGGCCAGACAAGUCUCACCGCCAACCCACGGACACAGCGUAGCUGGUAUCGCUAUAGCGAUGAUCUGGUGGCGCUGCUGGAACGAUUUGCCGACGAGGCAGGCGGGCCAGUGUUGCUGGCAGGCCAUUCCAUGGGCGGAACCACGAGCAUUCUUGCCGCCGCCCGGCGGCCGGACUUGGUUCGUGGUCUCGUGCUGCUUGAUCCAGUCAUGAUCCGUCGCAAUCAGGGGCGCCUUCUUCAAUGGAUGCGAAAGCUCGGCAUUGGUUUGGGCCCUCAUGAUCUGGCAACGGGUGCAGAACGCCGCCGGUCUGUGUUUCCUGAUCGGGCGACCAUGGUGGAAAAAUAUACGGGCCGUGGAGCCUUUACCUCCUGGCCAGUCGAGAUGAUUGCGGACUAUGUCGAGGGUGGAACCCGUGAACUGCCGAGCGGUGAGGUGGAACUCACCUGUGCACCAGCUUGGGAGGACAAACAGGGCACCAUCUUGCGUCUUGGCACGGCGUCGCAUUUCCUGCCGAUGGAAUUUCCAGACAUUGCGCGGCGCGAAAUUGGUGGCUUUAGUUGCGAACUGGCAGCGGAUGAACGUGCGGCCUAUGACGCCGAGAUUGCCGCUCUAAGCGAACGUCUCGAGAAGUUGGAAGCCAAAACACCUGCGGAGCGUGCAGGAGUGCCCACUGACGAAGAGCUAGACGAAGCAUUUGGGUUCUUCGAGAAGAUGACAAAGCGUUUUGCCAGGGCAGCGCGUAUCUUUGGCGAAGAGAUGCAGAGCAUGGAUGAAGAGUUGCAGCAAAACCCCUUGGGCAGUAGUGAAGCAAACCCGUAA
Molecule: messenger RNA, 3588 nt
Organism: Effrenium voratum
Lineage: Eukaryota; Dinophyceae; Suessiales; Symbiodiniaceae
Source: the annotation of a GenBank genome assembly